AUGGCUGAACAAGAUGGAAAGUUGUACAGAUUGAUCACAGCACUUAUGGAACAAUCUGGACAGUUGAUUGCACUGGCAUGUGAGUAUCUUUACAUCCACAGAUUGAAUCACAACUCCAUCGAAACCUUGACUGGAUCAAAUUAUAGCAAAUGGAAACAAGAUCUGGAAAUAUCUCUAGGUUUUCUGGAUUACAAUUUUGUGCUCAAAGAGGCACCUCCCCAGGAACCAGCUGCAGAUGCUUCUGCAGAAACUAAGACUAAGUUUGCCAAAUGGGAAAAGGCAAACAAGAUGGCUAUGUUAAUCAUGCAAAGGGCUAUGUCUUCAUCAGUGAAAGGAAGCAUUCCUAAAUCUAAGAAUGCACAGCAAUACUAUGAGUCAAUUGCACAAAGGUUCAAGGAAUCUGAAAAAGCUGUCAAGAGUUCCCUGCUGAAUCAAUUGAUUGAUAUAAAGUAUGAUGGACAGGGUUGU
Prunus mume (Japanese apricot) is the source of this 468-nucleotide messenger RNA. NCBI's taxonomy places the organism in Eukaryota, Viridiplantae, Streptophyta, Magnoliopsida, Rosales, Rosaceae. The record is from RefSeq and is a predicted model, not a curated record.